AUGGCGAUGCUGCUCGUGCUGUGGAGCGCGUGUUGCAGCAGCUUUGCGCAGAGGCAAGACCAGAAAGACGGAGUAACAUCUCAUCCCUCGCGCAUCACGACUAAAAAUCUUCCGUCUCGUUUGUCUGAGAGAGAUUCGGACAGCGGCACUGCAAAAGCUUUAAUCCAUGUUACUCCAGCCAAACCAGCACUGAGGAAACCUUCCAAACCACAGCUCAAAGUCCAAAGCACCCUGAGAUCAAACUAUGACAUAAAUUGCACGUCGAGUGGAAACCCUGCACCACAAAUCAGCUGGUUCCGUGACAGGAGUCUUAUCCAGCAAUCAAAUGAGGAGAAGAACGGAGACUGGGCUUCCAGCGUAAUCGAAGGCUAUGGGUAUCACCAUGUAGAUUUGACCUGUUGUGCCAGAAACUCAAAAGGAGAGGAGUGCACUCAGCUCUAUGAUUAUGAUCUGGGUAGUAACAGUACAAACAAAGAGGCUUCGCUGGUCAUGCUGAGACCUGGCGACACGCUCUUGCUCCGCUGCAGGUGGGAUGGAAUGGACUGGAAAGUUAUACAGUGGUACUUCAAAAACGUCACGGUCAAAAGCGUGAGGGUUAGAACUGUCCAGACCUUCGCACAGUAUUUGCUCAUUGACUCAGUGAGUGAAGAGAACAGUGGAGUGUAUGAAUGCAAGAGCGAGGACAAAGUCAAGUCCGUAACCGUUGAAGUGUUGGAUCACGAUUUCAUCAACGUACUGGAAAUCAACGCAGACAACAACAUCGCGGCCGAGGAGAAAGCGGAAUUCUGCUUCCAGGUUCAGGUUUUCUCCCACCCUCGUGUCCGCUGUCACUGGACUUCUCCCGCCGGAACGGUUCUGGAAAGCAGCCAGUCCAAUGAGCGCUGGGGAAACAGCACUUUUAAGCUGUGUAAUCCCGAUCCCGGUGAGUACCGGGUAAACCUGAGGACGGAAAACAUCAGCAGGUCUGAAAAACUCUCCCUGUGUGUGACAGACUUUCCGGUCGUUCGUGUGUCUCAAGAUGAAGACCACGUCAACUGUAUGAUCAACAGCUCGGUACCCCUGGACGUUACCUGGACGAUUGAGCCGGACCCUACUGGGUCUUCCACUUCUGUGCCCCCGAAAGUGAUUUCUCAGGUGCCUGAGAAACAUGAAGACUUGAAGGAGUAUUGCCAUAGAUGGAUGAGGGCUUCGAUUCCACGCAGUGAAGCUGCAGGCAAACUUGUCAAAUGCUGUGCCAACAAUAAAGCAGGCCAGCGCUGUAGUGAGUUUAUACUGGUAAAGAAAGAUACCAGGGCGCUGAUGGUGGCCUGCUGUGUUCUUAUGAUGGGGGUUAUCCUCCUCACAGCUCUUCUGUUCUACUUUGUCAAGAAGAAGAAACCUGUUUACCAAAGCCAGCUCCAGAUCAUUCAGAUGAUGGGUCCGUCCGACAACGACUACAUCUACAUCGACUUCAAGGACUUCAAAUAUGAGCAGAAAUGGGAAUUCCCUCGGGAGAACUUGGAACUGGGGAAGGAGCUGGGCUCCGGUGCCUUUGGGAAGGUGGUACAGGCCACAGCGUACGGCAUCAGUAAACCGGGCGUGUCUACGCAGGUGGCAGUAAAAAUGCUCAAAGACAAGCACCAGUCGGUGGAGAAGGAGGCCCUGAUGUCUGAGUUAAAGAUGCUGACUUUUAUCGGUCAGCACUCCAACAUCGUCAACCUGCUGGGCGCGUGCACAGGCACAGGACCCAUAUACCUGAUCUUCCAAUACUGUUGCUACGGAGACCUCCUGAACUACCUGAAGAACAACCGAGAGAAGUUCCACAAGUCACUGGAGGACGCCUUUAACAAGGACCGAUUCAGCAGCCUCUACCAGAACUUUCAGCAGAAGAGAAGGUCCAGGUUCCACAGUGAGAUGCAGCAGUCGCCCGACAAUCACUACCUGCCCAUGGCCCCUGUGCACAAAUCAAUGGAGAUGGAAGCUCUGCUCAGCCCCCUCAUCACCACCUCCAUGGACACCACCGAGGAUGUUGUGGUAGAGUCUGAUCUCCAAGAAGAAGAAGAUCUUCAGACUCUGACUUAUGACGACCUGCUGAGUUUCUCUUAUCAAGUGGCCAAAGGCAUGGAGUUCCUCUCCUCCAAGAACUGUAUCCACCGUGACCUGGCUGCGCGGAACGUUCUGGUAACCCGGGGCCGAAUGGUUAAGAUCGGCGACUUUGGUCUCGCUCGCGACAUCGACAACGAUUCCAACUACGUGGUGCGAGGAAACGUGCGGUUGCCAGUGAAGUGGAUGGCACCUGAGAGCAUUUUUAAGGGCAUAUACACCAUGCAGAGUGACGUCUGGGCUUACGGCAUCUUGCUCUAUGAGAUCUUCUCUCUUGGCGUAACUCCGUAUCCUGGGAUGAGCGUUGAUAGUCAUUUCUACACCAUGAUUAAACGAGGCUUUCAGAUGGAGCAGCCGUACUAUGCCUCUGAGCCUGUGUAUAAGGUGAUGCAGUGUUGCUGGGCACUGGAGCCGAAGGAUCGUCCCAGUUUCUCCAAGCUUGUGGCAUUUAUGGAGGGUGAACUGGUGUAUGUGGAGGAGAAGCUGUACUUGAAUGCGGAGGAAAUACGCUACAGUGAUUCCAUCUACCAGAAUGCUUCCAGCAUGUCCGAGUCUACGGAGCCUGACAUAAAGAGAGAUCUCCCUGAACCAGCGGAGACGGACGCACCGUGUAAGGACGAGGAGCCCAAAAAGAUCACAGAUUCGCCUGAACCUGAAGACACAUUAAAAAUCGACGACCUCUAAACGCUCAGAGGGUCGACCCAGCGUUCUCGACUCCAGGGGGGAAACGUUCUCUAUAUGUGACAACCUUAAGCACCAAUAAGCAUUUCUGACCUGUUUGUGACAUAUUGAGAACCGGGUUACUAAUCUAAACUGAAGACAUCCUUUAAUUCAGCCUAUGCCACGGCGUGUUUGGCCAAAAAACAGCAAAAUAAACCAUUUCGCUAAAUGCAGUGAGGGGAAGUUUUUACAUUAUCAUGAAAUGCAUUAAGAUAACUUCUGAGACACGUUUGUUCUUCAAGUUGCAUUAAUAGAGUAAGUGUGGUUUAUUCUUACUGUAUGUUAAUAAUGUUAAUUGCUCUGAAUUGCUUGUUUUCUAUGAAUUUGUAACUGUUUGAACUCUCCUGUGUUUCUCUUUGCCUGUAUCAGACUUUAUCAGCUCAUUUCACCCUAUGGGAAAAUGUGUUCGAAACAAGCAGAGAACUGUCUUUUUCGUAAGCAUUUUUUAAUGUCUAUUUAAGGAACUAUUUUUUUAAAUACUCAUUUUAAUGAUACUAACUAUAUACAAUUAACAUCUCACGUUAUCACAGUACAUUGACUAACCAAUUAAACUAACAAAUUAUCACGAUUAAUACAUUAUUCAAGGAUUACUUGCCGAUAACCAUUUAGUUUUGUAAUACAUAACACUUCAAUAAAACUUAACGUUUACUAACACUGUUGUCUAGCAUGUUUAAAGGACAGCAGAGGGCGCUAGAGUGUUCUUUAUCGUGGGAGUAACACC
Molecule: messenger RNA, 3523 nt
Organism: Chanos chanos (milkfish)
Lineage: Eukaryota; Metazoa; Chordata; Actinopteri; Gonorynchiformes; Chanidae
Product: fms related receptor tyrosine kinase 3
Exons: 23
Coding region: 1-2766 (921 amino acids)
Biological process (GO): B cell differentiation; cytokine-mediated signaling pathway; protein phosphorylation
Cellular component (GO): signaling receptor complex; plasma membrane
Molecular function (GO): ATP binding; transmembrane receptor protein tyrosine kinase activity; growth factor binding
Source: RefSeq, a predicted model, not a curated record